This is a messenger RNA of Anopheles gambiae (African malaria mosquito), 5628 nucleotides long. RefSeq names its product leucine-rich repeat flightless-interacting protein 2. The coding region runs from base 2763 to 4484 and encodes 573 amino acids. The record is from RefSeq and is a predicted model, not a curated record. Gene Ontology annotation, biological process: regulation of DNA-templated transcription. Lineage: Eukaryota; Metazoa; Arthropoda; Insecta; Diptera; Culicidae. The transcript has 10 exons.
UCGUACACGCAGCGGGACCACACGCACACCACCGUCUCCCAGGCGCCGUCAAUGUGCGCCCUGCUCAGCUGUGUGCGUAACUGCGUACGGGCGGCCUGUACAUUUUGCGCCUGUGUGCAUGUGUGUGUGCGCGAGUGUGUUUGUGGGCAGAAUCAUAACCUAAAUGACCUGAGUCCCAAAAAGGUGUGCGACGAAAAAAUCGAACCCAUUUCGCGGACGGGCAUUUGUUUUUGCCGUGUUUGCGCGUACCGUCGCGCGUCCCGUGUUUCCUCGUUCACCUUCGCGCACACGUGCAGAACGUACGGGUAAGUUGGCCGUUUGGCAGUGAUUUCAGUCAAAAAAAGACGGGUCAGAAGCUAACAAAAAAAAAAAAAGAAAGGACCAUUCGUCGAAAGGCCAGCAGAGGCCCCCACAGCGUUUGUGCAAUCAACCUCUCCGCAGCAGCUCGGGUGGAUUUUCUCUCUCACUCUCUCGCUCGCUUAGCUCGCACUGUGCACUCUGCAAACGCCAGAUGAAUGAGAACGGGCCUGAAGACAGUCGGGCGGCUGAAGCAGGGUAAGGCAAAAGAAGGAAACAAAACCACUUGCCAUUGUUGCGGCACCAGCACCAGCAACAUCCGGGAAAACAGGACGCAGCGGAAAAAUAAGAUUCGGAGGUGAAACUUUUCAUUACAAAACCCUCUGGGUCCACUAACUCUGGGUGGAGUAUGUGCGCAAGAGCGAAAGAGAUAUAAAGAGAGAGAGUGAGAGAGAGAGAGAAAAAACCACGGAGCCUUCUUCUAUCAAAAGACAUUAAGAAAAAUAAUACCAGGCGAAUAAAUAGCGCGCCCCGCACGUGUGCGUAUGUGUGAGUGUGUACCGUUUUAGAAUCGUGAUAAAAAGCCGUACGUUUCCUGGGUCGUACUUUCCUUCCCACGGGUCCUCGCGGCACCCUCUAGAAGAGCAAGAAGAAAAAGUGUGCCCGUCCCCGUCCCGCAUGUGAUUUGAUUGGCGACAAAUUUUUGCAUACCAAUUUGUUCGGGACGGAAGAAAUAAAGCCGCAGCUGCGUUUGGUUUUUUUUUUUUUUUAAUUAUUUCUGGUCUGCUGCAGCACUGCAAGAUAAAGGGGGAAAUUUGCGGCAUAUACAAAAAAAAACGCAACAACUCAAAAGAGCAUUCCCUUUACGAAAAGAGCACCCAGUGCCCUUCGCCCAAACGAGCAGUGGUCAUCAACACAUCGUUCGUCCCUUUCUGCUGCUAAAGAAAUCCGCGGAGCAAAAACCAUUCUCCAUGAAACGAAUGAGCAGCGCGUGUUAAAGUUUUUGAACCUGCUGUACUCGAACAGGCGGGUUUUUUUUUGCCUUCUUCGGUGGUACCAUGGGUCAUCGAAGAAAGCGUAAUAAUAUGUGUGAACGUGUCGUUGCCGCUGGACUGUAAACGCGCCCCCUGCAACAGUUUGAACUCGCAAAUUCGCAACCGGAACAUCGUUCGCACAGCAGACUUGGCGCGCGCGCGCGCGAUCGCAAACACGCCCCUGGCCGCUUUGGGUAGCCUGAGCGUACCUGGCUCCAAGGGACAGAGAUUGAUUAUUUUGUUACACCUUCGCUUUUACGUGUGUGUUUUUGUUUUGUAAUACAACCGCCCGCCGCCGUCCCCCCCCUGUCCCCCAGCGGGUGGCGUGUAAGUGUGUACAGUGCAAGCAGCAAAACACUUUUUUAACCGGCGCCGCGACCGCGUACACCCACGUAUAAUGUGGAUCAUACGAUGUAAAAUUUAGCCGGAACGCCCCAAACCACCACACACUUUUUUCUACUCCCCCAGCCCCACGCUUUGCCGUCUCCCGUUUGUGUGUGUGUGUGCGUGUAAUUGUGUGUAUUUAUGAGCGUAUUAAUGUAAUUGAAAGUGCAAUUUAUAGUACGAAAAAGCGUGUACAGUGUUUAUAUAAAUAUAUAGUAUAAGUAUUAUAUUUUAGAAAAAGUUUCGCAUUUUGCGCAGCCAGUAAGCAGCCAACCGCGUUUGCCCUGCUAGCGCCACAGAAAGCGUUGUGAUAUAGGUUUUGAAUCUGAGCAGGGUUAGGAGUUCCCUUUUUUUGUUUGUUUGUUUUGUUCUUCUUUGAUGUAAAUGUAAAACCCCCCCGUUGAUUGAAACACAACUUUAAACAAAAAAAUACAGACGAUAGGAGCGGCAAAAGCAAAACAAAAAACGACAAAAUCGUGCGUACUGUGUGUAUGUGUGUAACCUCAAUUUGCAAAACAACUGAUAAAGGGAGAGAAGUGUGCUCCGUGUGCGCAAACUGCAGGCCGUCCGGGAGGGCAAAUUCUAGUGAUCAUGGCCUGCGCCGCCCGCACGACGCCCGCGUGCUGAGUAAAUAGUAAAUCCCUGUGUUUUCCCGUGCCCCGCCGCCACUGCUCGCUGCUAAGUAUAGAAAAUGCAGCACACCGGCAACAAGUUAACCCGCAGCAACUAACUGACCGAGCGUGCGUUCCGUUGCGUGCGUGUGGUUGUGUGGCCGCGCGCGCACAUGGCCAGCCAGUGUGUACGGGGUGUCUGUUUGUUCUAUGUUUCGUCGUUGUUGCUGUUUGUUUGUUUGUUGUUGACGUAAGCCGAGCCCGUGCUGUUGUGCCGCAGAUGUGAACAGAUGUGAACAGGAAUCGAACGUCGGAGAGCGGCCCGAAGAGCAUUUCUUAAAUUCGCAUUUCGCAACCGGACCGCGAAGAAACGGGAUCGCGCGCGCGUGCGGCCUGUGUGCUUUUUCUUUGUGGCCCCUGUGUUCCCCCGGGCCGGAUGUUACUGGACUGGCGGGGUGCGUGCGCCAGUCGUUCCCAUACCGUGCAGAGUAUUCGUGCACCAACACCACCACCAUCAACCGGCCCCGGUGGCAUACACCGCGGCGUACCAGCGCCAACAGCAACACCGCCACCACCAGCGCACACGACUUCAACAUUUAUCUUUUGCAUUUCGUCAUUUCUUGGCCUACUCGAUCAGCAGGAGCAACAACAGAAACGCACCACCAACAGUAGUAACACGAGUAACACGACGCCACACACCACCGGUAGUACAGCAGGCGGCGGCAGGAUGGAGAGCCCGAGUGCCGGCGGCAGGCGUCGCGGCAAUUCGCGCAUCAAUGCCGAAGAUCAGGCGCUCGAUCAGAUCGCAAAGGAGGGCAGCAGCAUCCGGAGCGACAGCUACCACGAUUCGUCCUCGCUGCAGGACCCGGACGAUGGGGGGGCGGCGAUCAUCCAGCAGCAGCAGCAGCAGCAGCAGUACCAGCACGGCGGCUACGAACCGCACCGGCAGUACCAUCGGCUGUCCGUGUCGCACACCGGCGACGAGUUCAGCUCCGAGGAGGAUGAAGCGUUCGUCGAGCUGCUCGAGCGGGCCAGCGACAUUGCCGAGGCACGAUUAGCGGCACGGCGCCAGGCCCGUGCGGAGGCGCGCGAGAUACGCAUGCGCGAGCUGGAGCGGCAGCAGAAGGAGCUGGAGCAGACGGCGGACCGGGUGUUCGAUCUGCAGCAGCAGUCGAUCGGGCUGUCCGAGCCGGCGACCGCGCUGGUCGCGACGACGCCCCGGUCGAGCCGCAUCCUGGCGCAGAAUGCGGUGACGCGCGGCAGCGCCCUGUCGUCGCGCCGGAACAGCGAGGACUCGCUGGAGGAGGAAGCCCGCAGCCUUCGCGACCUACGGCACGAGCUGAAGGAAGUGGAGGAGCGCUUCCGGAAGGCGAUGAUUGCGAACGCCCAGCUCGACAACGAGCGGUCCUCGCUCAACUACCAGAUACAGCUGCUGAAGGACAAGCUGGAGGAGGUGGAGGAGUCCCACUCGCAGCUGCAGCGCGAGUACCGGGAGAAGUGCCGCGACCGGGAGGCGCUCAAGCGCAACAACGACAAGCUGAGCGAGGAGCUGAAGCUCGUCCAGGGCCAGCUGCAGGAGCGGGACGCACUGAUCGAGCAGCACGGGCUGGUCAUAGUCACGGUGGAGAACGAGGACGGUACCGAUGCGCACCGCGCCCUAGUCACAGCGGAUAACGCGCAGCUGCUCAAAUCCGUGCCCGGUUCCCUUGACGUAAGACUGAAAAAGUUUGCGGCCGAAAAGCAGGAGCUGCAGACGGAGCUGCAGUCGCUGCAGCAGCAGCUGAACGAUAUUAAGAGCAAGGGCCGGCGGUACACCUCCAUGAACGGUUCGCUCGUCGAUGACGAUUACGAGGAUGCGCAGCGCGAAGCCAACAAGCUGAUCACCGAGUAUAAAUACAAGCUGCAGAAGGCGGAGCAGGAGAUCGCGAACCUGCAGGCCAGCCUGGCCCGCUCGGAAACGCAGGUGAUCCGGUACAAGAGCACGGCCGAGGCGGCUGAGAAGGCCGAGAGCGAUCUGAAGAUCGAGCGAAGAAAGCUGCAGCGCGAGAACCGUGAAGCGAUGGACCGGCUGGAGGAGCUAGAAACGUCAAACAAUCAUCUGCUGAAGCGGCUAGACAAGCUUAAGAACGUCAAGAGCAACAUCCUGAAGGACAUAUGAUAGGACCAGGGCGGCCCCCCGUCCCCAGUGGCAUCCGGGACGGCGGCGACGAGGACGCAGCGCCGCCCGCCCGAGCCAGCCGGCGGCGAGCGCGGGAACCGUGGGAACAAAUAACUGGCAGCAGCAGCGCCCACAAACACCCAAUGGGGGGGGAGAGAGGAAGGGUUGGCACAUUCGUUAGAAAAAAAAACCCCAUCUUCAUCCCCCUCCCUCUCGACGUGAUUUGACUUAAGCCCCCUUCGCACCCAUCCCCUUUGCGUAUAAGUAGAAGCGAAAAGCAAGCAUGAUAGAUAGAGCCAUCUCCCUCCCGCCACACGCGCCGCCGAUCAGUUAUGUAUUAUCGUUUAUCCCCUGUCCUCAGCCGCCUCCCACUCUGCCGCUCGUUUUACGCGCAUUGUAAGCGUAUAGGGCUGCGAUGGGGAGGCUCUGUGUGUAUGUGGCGUGUUAAGUCCGUAUGUUGUGUAUAAAAAAAUGUUACUUUUGAAGCUUGAAAGUUCACAAAAUGCAUAAAUCGGUAAAUAUAUAGAGAGAGAAAGAUAGCAUGGCCCAAAAUAGGCACAUCCUCCCCCCCCCCCCCCACUUCCCCUAUCCACCAGAUAAAAAUGGAAACGCCUUCCACGGACACAGGCGCCGCGCUGCUUCGCGUUACACGGACACAACACGGGCGGCAAGUUUUGGCACUCGCGAGAGCAUGCAAUGUUGUGGCCCCCCUAUUGCUACCUAUAGCUACUACUCUCCCUGCUUCAGCCUGCACAUAAAAUGGCAUCGAGUAUUUAUUAUAUAAAAAAAAAAGUUUUAAUCUGUUUUUUUUUUUAAAUUAACAAAAAGCGAUCGUUUGUAGAAAACCUGUUCUGUUCUGCGCCUGCGUGCCAGAAGCAUGAGCAACAUGUGGCAAACGGGAAGAGGGAGAGGGCCAAGGGGGUGGGUAGAUGAUGCAAAAGAACCAUGAUAGCUGACCGUACACAAAAAAAAAAAUAAAAAAAAAACAUUGUAACUAGUGUAAUAUCUUAGACAUAUGACCACGAUGCGGCCACUGUGCUUCGUGUGUCAAACUUGAUCAUGACCGCUGUCAUGAUCAUCGUGCGCGCGGCAAUGAACAAUAAACGUCAUUCGUUUACGGAUCGUCGUACCGGCAACAUCUUCA